CGGCCCCGCCUUCCCCCUUCGCAUCCCGGGCGCGAUGAGAAGGGGAGAUGGACGCGAGCCGGCGGGACUGGCACCAUGACAUUGGCCGGCUUCGUGGUGGCGCUGGUGCUCGGGACGCUGCCCGGAGCCCGCGGGCCGGGCCAGGUCUCCGCCGGCCUCCCGGCCGCUCGCGCCCCGCCGCAGCCCCCCGCCGGCUGCCCCGCGGGGCACUUCGCCGCUCCCCAGCGCCCCUGGCCGGCCGCGGCGUCCGCCCUUCCCCGGCGCCGCUCGGCGGGCAGGGUGCCUCGGAGCCGCCGCAGCUCCUGCGCCCCGCCCGGCGACGGCGGCCGACCCCGGUGCGGCCCUGGAAGCGGCCGGGCGGAGAGGGACCGCGCCGACUGCGAGCGAGCAUCAGUGAGACUCCGAGGUGGCAAGAAUGAGUUUGAAGGUACAGUGGAGGUUUAUUUGAAUGGAGUCUGGGGAACAAUCUGUGGCAGCCACUGGGACAAUAAUGAUGCAACGGUCAUAUGUCGACAGCUUGCACUUGGUGAAAAAGGUACAUCAAAACACAUACCACUUUCCGAACUGGGCCUUAUUCCUGUUUACUGGAGUGAAGUGCGCUGUCGUGGUGAUGAAGAAAAUAUACUGUUAUGUGAAAAAGACAUCUGGCAGGAUGGAAUAUGUCCUCAAAACACGGCAGCUGCUGUUACAUGUAGCUCUUCCCUAGCCUCUGUCUUUACUCCGAUCCGGCUGGCUGGUGGGAACAAGGCUUAUGAAGGAAGAGUAGAAGUCUACCAUGCUGGCCAGUGGGGGACAAUCUGUGACGAUCAGUGGGAUGACGCAGAUGCUGAAGUUGUCUGCCGGCAGCUUGGCCUUGGGGGUGCUGCCAAGGCAUGGAGCCAGGCUUACUUUGGAGAAGGCUCAGGCCCUGUGCUGCUGGAUGAAGUGCGGUGUACAGGAAACGAGCUAUCUAUAGAACAGUGUCCAAAAAGCUCCUGGAGGGAACACAACUGCGACCACAAGGAAGAUGCUGGUGUUUCCUGCACACCUCUCACAGAUGGUGCGUUAAGGCUAACAAGUGGGAAAGGCAGUCAUGAGGGACGCCUGGAGGUCUAUUAUUCUGGGCAGUGGGGCACAAUCUGCGAUGAUGGGUGGACAGAGCUGAAUACCCAGGUGGCUUGCCGGCAGCUGGGAUUUAAGUACGGAAAAAGUGCACCUGAGAGCUCCUCAGAAGGAAACUCUGGUCCUAUCUGGUUGGAUGAUGUCAGCUGCUCUGGGAAGGAAACAAACCUUCUGCAGUGCUCAAGGAGAGAGUGGGGAAAGCAUGACUGCAGCCAUCAGGAGGAUGUCAGACUCAUUUGCCAUCCAGAUAACAACAGCCAUAAACUCUUGCUUGGUCCUCCCAUCAGGCUGAUGGAUGGUGAGAAUAAGAAGGAAGGACGAGUAGAGAUUUUUUUCAAUGGUCAGUGGGGCACGAUUUGUGAUGAUGGAUGGUCUGAUAAGGAUGCAGCUGUAGUCUGUCGACAGCUUGGCUACAAAGGUCAAGCGAGAGCAAGGACAAUGGCAUAUUUUGGGGAGGGCAAAGGCCCAAUCCAUGUGGAUAAUGUAAAAUGCACUGGAAGCGAGAGAUCCUUGGCAGACUGCAUUAAGCAGGACAUUGGAACACACAACUGCCGUCACAGCGAGGAUGCAGGCGUCAUCUGUGACCACCUGGGCAAGAAGGUCCCUGGGAACAGCAACAAAGAUUCUCUUGCUUCUGUUUGUGGAUUGAGGUUACUACAUCGUCGACAAAAGCGAAUAAUUGGUGGGAAAAAUUCUUUACGGGGCGGUUGGCCAUGGCAGGUUGCACUCCGACUGAAAUCGUCUCACGGGGAUGGAAGGCUCCUGUGUGGUGCUACUCUCAUUAGUAGUUGCUGGGUCCUCACUGCUGCACACUGCUUUAAAAGGUAUGGCAAUAACACUAGGAACUAUGCCGUGCGAGUUGGAGAUUAUCAUACACUGGUACCGGAAGAGUACGAGGAAGAAAUUGGAGUCCAAGAGAUUGUAAUGCACAAGGAGUACAGGCCUGACAGCAGUGACUAUGACAUUGCCCUAGUGAGGCUACAGGGGCCAGAGGAACAGUGUGCCAGAUUCAGUACCCAUGUCUUACCUGCCUGCCUGCCCUUAAGGAGGGAGAGACCACAGAAAACUGCUCCCAACUGUUACAUCACUGGAUGGGGUGACACAGGAAGGGCCUAUUCAAGAACAUUACAACAAGCUGCUAUCCCCUUACUUCCCAAGAGGGUAUGUGAAGAGCGUUAUAAAAGAAGAUUCACAGGAAGAAUGCUCUGUGCUGGAAACAUCCAGGAGCAGAAACGCAUCGAUAGCUGUCAAGGGGACAGUGGAGGACCACUGAUGUGUGAACGUCCAGGGGAGAGCUGGGUUGUGUACGGUGUGACCUCCUGGGGCUAUGGCUGUGGAAUGAAGGACUCUCCAGGUGUCUAUACAAAAGUUUCAUCUUUUGUACCCUGGAUAAAGAGUGUGACCAAACUAUAAACGUGCUUAAUCCAAACCAAACUUUAGUAACGACAUGAAUAAAGCAGGACAGCUUGAACAGCACAGAUUGCACAGCUGGGGCCUGCUGUGAGUGGAAACAGGCACAUUUUCCUGAUUUGUGUGUUUUGGGUUUUUUUUUUGGUAUUAAAUCCAGGCUGAAUACACACAACCUUUCCAGUUAUGGAAUACUAUGCAAACAAAAUCCUCCUGUGUCAAGGAAGUUUAUCUUGCACAAAUCGAAGAUAUGCAGAAAAGUGACCUCCAGCUUAGAGUAACAUUAGAGCAGGAGAGCUAAUGAGUUCACUAGCAGAUCUACUAUUCACAGGAAGCUUCAACCUUUUAUAUACUUAAUAACAGACCUCAACAUUCAGUUUUAAUUUAUUUUAUUAGUUCUUGACUGUUUUCCUAUUACUCCUAUGACCUUAUACUUAGUACUCUAAUUUUGGCUGUUGUUUUACCAGCUGAUGAGAUCAGCUGCUAAGUAACUCUGUCUAUACAUUAAGUGUUAGAAGGAAAACAACUGUCAAUAAUCCAACCUCCACCUAGUUUGAAAGACAUUCUUACAGCUCAGCUCCUAAAGCACAAGUAGACAGCAUGCUGGAAGGUAAUUAAUUUCCACGCAAACAUUCUACACAGCUGUAUGAGUUAGAUAAAUGCUGGAAAUACUGAAUCAAUGCCUGUCUGAAAAGAUGUACAAAGUCUUAAAGGAUUAUUUUCUAAGUACUCAGACAAUCCUACCAUGCUUAGGGGAAAUGCUGUUUCACAUCAUUCUCAUUGGAAAAGUGAAAAUUAUUUUUAACCAAUAACUACAAAAGUUUUUUUAUCCAGCAACUGCUCAUUUUGCUGUCAUAAUUCAUGACACUACAUGAAGUUGUAAGACAGUCAUAUGGACCCUAAUGCCCUUUAAGUUCUAAACAUCAUUUAGCAAUAUCCCUUUCUUAACUCCUUUUAAAAACAUUCUUCCCCAUGUUAUGAAAUCCACAAUAGUUUGUUAUAAAAAAAUGCAGCAAGAAAAAAAUACUCCAUAUCAAGACAAAUAGAAAGCAGCCUUUACCUUUCCAAAAACGGCCACUUCACUCACCUUAGAAUCUCAGAACCAUUUAAUUUGGUAAAGAACAGAGAUAAAGUCCAACCAUUAAUGUGACCCAGGAAUCCCAUUGUUUAAAUCACGGCCCUUGAUGCCAUUCCUCCUGGGAUGGGGACACCCCUCGCUUCCCUGGGCAGCCCAUCCCAGUGCUUGUCUUCUGGUGAAGAAAUCCUUUCUAAUCAUCAUACAGAACCCAAGAAGGAACUUCCAUUUAAGUGCAACCCCAAUUGAUAGCAAGCUUCAAAACAGAAGAGACUAGCUACAAUCAACAGUGAAGCAUGAAAGCUCAGUGCUUUUUCAGUGAGUUAUCCUUAUGGUCAACUGGACUGCCUGCACGUUUACCCUACACUGUACUUUUAAUAAUGAUGCUUCUUAAAAAGAUGAAAGCUCUGCAGGCUGUGAAACACCACAGUGAGUUAAGUGUGGCAGCUGUGUGUCACUGCAUAGUGAUUGUACCAACUGUGACUACUGCUUACUGCUUCCCUGUGUUUCCUUUCCUAAGACACUCAAGCUAUAACUGUAUUGUGUGGCCUUCUGUGAAAGUGGGAUGCUCGAAUUGAUUUUGUAAGUGGGUAUUCAUUCAUUCCCCUUAUGCUUCUGUGUGUCUCUGAUGUUUUAGCCAAUAUCCAAGACAGCUCAUUUGUGAGAAGUUGCAAUAAUGCUGCAAGUGAUUGUAAAAUUGCCCCUCAGUUUCUCUUCUCAAACUUAACUGGCCCCUUUAAGGGCCACUAAAUAUCUUGUUGGAACUGGUGCUAAACUAGUACACAUGAGGUGCUUGUAUAUAUUUUAGUUUUCUGUAAAGCUGCACUAGAAAUGUGAAACACAUUAUUUAAAAACAUAGUACUACUCACCUACUGUUAGACCUGUGUGGAACUCUCCUAGCAAACUGUAAAGCCGUUUACAUUUUUACUAUAUGUUAUCCUAUUACAGAGGAAGUCAGCCUAUCACAAGGUAUCUACUUGCACAGGACUUUGCUCAAUAAGACCCACGAUUACAAGACUUGUGAAGUAGACAGCAUAAUGCAGUAUGUGUGAUAUACUGUGUAAAUCACUGUCUUUUAAGAGUUGCACCACAAAGUGCAAUACUUAAGGAAAAAUAUCACGUCUGUACACUAAAGGUAUUAACAUUUCAAUUUAGUGAGGUAGAUCAUUAGUUUUGCUCUCUUCGGGUGCUUUAAUAAUUAGAAGUUGAAAUGAUGCACUACAGUUCCCAUGCAGACAGGAUGCUUCUGCUAGUUUCUAAAACAAAAUGAACGUUGUCUGUAUGUUCUACCAUUGUAAUUCUUGUUCAGUGAGCCUGAUGAUGUCAAUGUGAACAAUAAAACUGCCACACCGAUUGGAACUUUUAUA
Molecule: messenger RNA, 4950 nt
Organism: Coturnix japonica (Japanese quail)
Lineage: Eukaryota; Metazoa; Chordata; Aves; Galliformes; Phasianidae
Gene: PRSS12
Product: serine protease 12
Biological process (GO): proteolysis
Cellular component (GO): membrane
Molecular function (GO): serine-type endopeptidase activity
Source: RefSeq, a predicted model, not a curated record